GUGCAAGAUCAUUUUUAUAAAAAUUGGAAAAACUUAAGAAAUAACAUUGAACAAGAGUUUUUUGGACAAAUUACGUCAUAUAUGAUAUAUGGCGUCAUCUGUCAUUAGUAUACGGUUCUUUGUGUCGACCUACACGUUGCUCUAAAUAAUAAUCUAACCUGUUACCCAAGCCACAAUGGAGAAAAAUUCUAGCGUACAUCGCGUAAUUUUAGAAGAAUAUGGAGUGCCGAACGCUGCUGAAUACUCUAACCUUCAAGCUAAUGAGCUAUGGAAUUUCGAAAAGUUUAAGGAGAACCUAAAAAUACGUGUUGUUAAAGAGUCACAGGAUGGAAGGGAACUCGAGUUUGAUCUAAUUGGGUGUUCUGCAGCUUUGGCAAAUGCAUUUCGCAGAAUUCUUUUAAGUGAAGUACCAACCAUGGCUAUAGAGAAAGUAUUCAUAUUAAAUAACACCAGUUUAAUACAAGACGAAGUGCUUGCUCAUAGAAUAGGAUUGCUGCCAUUGCGUGCAGAUCCAAGACUCUUUGAAUAUCCUUCUAAUCCUGGAAAUGAAGAAGAAGAACCCAGUGAUCAAGAUACAUUAAGAUACGAAAUGAAAGUGACAUGUACAUGGAAUCCUCAAGCUCCUAAGGAUUCUCGACGACCUGAUGAUAUUUAUCGUAACAAUAAUGUUUACAGCAGAGAUAUUAAGUGGACUCCAAUUGGCCGGCAAGCGGAACUUUAUCCAAAAGGAGAGGAACAAUUGGGUAUGUUAGAGGGUGAUAUUUUGGUGUGCAAAAUGCGUCCUGGUCAGGAAAUCCAUGCAUUUAUGCAUGCAGUCAAAGGAAUAGGCAAAGACCACGCAAAAUUCUCUCCAGUCUCAACUGCUACAUACAGAUUACUACCAGAUAUCAAAUUAACUAGACCAGUAAAGGGUGAAAUGGCGGAACUACUGAAAAAUUGUUUCAGUCCUGGUGUAAUAGAAAUAGUAAAGAAUAAGAAAAAUGGAAUUGAAAACCGUGAAGCAAAAGUUAAAGAUCCCCGUUACGACAGCUGUUCUCGCAAUGUAUUUCGUUAUGAAGACCUUAAAGAUUGUGUACAAUUGAGCCGAGUACCGGAUCAUUUUAUUUUUACCGUAGAAUCGGUAGGUGCAUUGCCUCCAAGUGCGCUUUUCUUGGAGGCCGUCAAGAUUUUAAAAACGAAAUGUAAAACUUUCAUAGAAGAGAUAGAUAGCAUCGAGUAGAAUAACUUUUUGUAAUGAUGACUAGAUAAUAAAUUUGUAUCAAUAUUUUAA
Cephus cinctus (wheat stem sawfly) is the source of this 1270-nucleotide messenger RNA. It is a transcript of the gene Polr1C, whose product is annotated as DNA-directed RNA polymerases I and III subunit RPAC1. Gene Ontology annotation, molecular function: protein dimerization activity; DNA binding. The record is from RefSeq and is a predicted model, not a curated record. The transcript has 7 exons. Gene Ontology annotation, cellular component: RNA polymerase I complex; RNA polymerase III complex. Gene Ontology annotation, biological process: DNA-templated transcription. Lineage: Eukaryota; Metazoa; Arthropoda; Insecta; Hymenoptera; Cephidae. The coding region runs from base 176 to 1219 and encodes 347 amino acids.